AUGGAAUUUAACGACCCAUCGAUAGUGUCAGCUAUAGUGGCUGAAGAUCAACAGCAAGAGGCUUCUGGAACUGAUGCCAGUUUAGCACAAUUUUUAAAGCAAUUAAAAGCCAAAAAUGAAAAGACAAAUAAAAAUAAGGAUAUAGUUGAUGAUUCUUCAUCAGAUUCCAAAUCAUCCGUUGCUAGCACACCUAGCAUACAGUUGGAAGACAUCACUUCCAUCGUUGAUUACAAGCCAAAAACAGUUAUCAAAGCACAUGUAUAUAGUAUGAACGAACUAUUGGCUUUGAAAAAUGAAGUACCAUCAAAACUUUUGGAAGAAAAACUACUAAUGUUACCAAAGAAGAAAUUUUGGAGGCUGCAUUUGAAAUAUUCAGAGCAUAAAGGAAGCCACAGAAAUGCUAACAAUCAUAACAACAACACUAGUAACACAAGUGGUAGUAAUUCUAAACAAAGGUCUUUUGCCGGUGAUAAUGGACGUCAUCAUCAAUAUGAAAGAAGAAAUAGUAAGUCCAAGAAUUUCAGAAACAAUCAACGCAAAUCUUUACAGUCAUCUAGGGAUGUUGACGAUAGAUCAGAAUUCGAAUUUUUGAAAAGAUUACACAAUAAACACUCACAAAAUAAAGACUUCAAUGAAACUUUUGAAGGUUUGGAUAUUGAUAUUCAAAGUACUGGUAAUGCCAUUGCUGAUUUUGAAGCUUGGAAAGCCAAAAUGAAACAAAUUGAGCGUCAAAAAAAGGGUUUGCCAUUAGAAGAAAAUGAGACCAAACCAACAGGGCAGAAGCAAGCUCCAAAAGAAGAAGCUAUCACACAAGCUGGUGGAUCAUCAAAUGUAAUCUCAGAUUUUUUCAACUUUUCUAAUUCAAAUGAACUCGAUGAAGAAUUGAAACCAAUUGAAGACACUACUACAACUGCUUCUGCCGCUCAACCUGCACAGAAAUUAGGAAUCAACACAGGUUUAGAGACUUCAAGAAGCUCGUCUUCUAGAUUUACCUCAUUCUUUACCGCUCCAUCGUCCACAAAAGAUAUAUCAGAAAACGUAAACGUCAACAACAAAGACCAGUCAAGAACCCCUAAUAUUGAAGUAAGUGAACCUUUUUCGAACAAGCAAGCAAGUGGAUCAAGGUUGAUGAAUUUUUUCAAGGAUUCUCCUUCAAAUUCAACCACACCUAAACCAACACCAACACAAGCAAGAAAGGAAAACGUUACUAGUGACAAAAGAAAUGAUACUCAUGGUGAGCAAAUGCGUAACUUAAACUUCCAAAUGCCACCUUCUGGUGCUCAACAAAUGCCAAUGCCACAACAACAAUCUGCCAUAACAAAUACAUUUUUCCAAGGCUUAUUAAAUAAAAACAAAAUAUCAGAAAAUGAGGAUAGAUCAAAUAUUUCAACCCCUCCACCCCCACCACCUGGCUUAAUGAUGCCACCAAUGGGCAUGCCACAACAAAAUUUCGCUCAGCCACCUCCAGGAGGACUUGGUCCAAGAGGUAUGAUGGGCCAAUUCCCACCUCCUCCUCCAGGUAUGCAAGGCUACCCACCAAUGGGUAUGCCAAUUAUGGGUAUGCCAAAUACUCAAAAUAAAUGUAAUGAUAAAAGAAAUUCCUCAACGACUGAAGGAGAUAAUAAUACUAAUAAUGCUAAUGACGCUAAUUUAAAACAGUUUAUUCCCAUGAUGCCUCCACCACCACCAGGUUUUAUGCCAAUGGGAGGUAUGCCAAUGAAUUUUAAUGGUAAUAUGCAAUUUCCUCCUAAUGGCAUGAUGAUGCAACAUAUGCAACCACCAAAUAAUAAUAACCCCGGUGACAGAGACGGUAAUGAUACAAAUAAUGGAACUAAUAACGCUCAAAGAUUCUUUCCUAUGAUGCCGCCAAACCCAAACCAGGGAUUUCCUAAUGUCCCACCGUCUGGUAUUCCAAACAGAACCGGCCAAGAAAAACAAUAA
Kazachstania africana CBS 2517 is the source of this 1941-nucleotide messenger RNA. RefSeq names its product Eap1p (gene EAP1). The coding region runs from base 1 to 1941 and encodes 646 amino acids. The record is from RefSeq and is a predicted model, not a curated record. The transcript has a single exon. NCBI's taxonomy places the organism in Eukaryota, Fungi, Ascomycota, Saccharomycetes, Saccharomycetales, Saccharomycetaceae. Gene Ontology annotation, biological process: actin filament polymerization. Gene Ontology annotation, molecular function: microtubule binding; actin binding. Gene Ontology annotation, cellular component: actin filament; cytoplasm.